UAAUAAUAAUAAAAACAAAUACAAAUAAGCAUAGUCCUGAGGAGGAUUGCUUCGCACAUGAUCAGUUUGAAGGAGGUCGUGGUCGAGGAAGGUAGCCAUCGUUUCCUCGAUGAGCGGUGACAGCGUGACAGGCUUGUGCUUUAAUCCAAAGCGGCAGGUGCGCUCGGUUACGGCCUGUGACUAUAUAUGUGCGCGCGCGCGCGACCGUUCUAUCGCCACGCUCAAUGCAAAUAAGGCACGUCCUUCCGCCACUUUAUCAACUGUUUCAUUCGAUCGGUUCUUAGUAGGUUCCUUGCUUCUUCCUUGCGUCACUCCUGAUCUUCACCGAAAAGUGUUCAUUGGCUGUCUUGUCCUUUUCCCUGCCACUGUACAGUUGUAGAGUGGAUAGGGUAGGGCGGCUUCUUGAAUCGCAAUCAAAGGGACGACGAGCUUUCUUCUUUCUGUCUGCCUUUUUUUUGUUUGUUUGGUUGGUUUUUUGGUUCUUGGAGAUUUGGCUGUUAAAUCCGAAGAGGUUCGAUUAUUUGGCAAUGCGAGUGUCUUUGCCGUCCGAAACGAUCGGUAGGAUCCGAAAUUUAGGGUUUCCUCUUUGGAUUCGUCUUCCUGAUGGCUGGUGAUGCAUCGUGGGAGGAGAGUUAUCCCAUCGCCUACUUCCACCGCGAGAUUGCAGUGUUGAAGCCCAUGCCGCCUGGAGAUAGAGACAGCAGCGACCAGGAGGAGGACACAUUGAUCUCGUUAGACGCGAUUUUGCCCGACGAUCUACUGGAGAAGGUGCUCUCCUUCCUGCCCAUCGCCAGCAUCGUCCGGUCGAGCUCCGUCUGCAAACGGUGGUACGAGGCCGUGCACUCCGGGCGGCCGUCGUGGGCCAAGAUGUCGCCGCAGAAGCCAUGGUACUUUAUGUUUACCUGCAGCGACGACGCCGUCUCCGGCUAUGCCUACGACCCGAGCCUCCGCAAGUGGUACAGCUUCGACUUCCCGUGGAUCGAGAAGAGCAACUGGUUGACCUCCUCCUCCUGCGGCCUGGUCUGCGUCAUGGACGGCGAAGACCGAAGCCGCAUCUUCGUCUGCAACCCAGUCACGCGCGACUGGAAGAGGCUGGGCGACGCCCCCGGCGGGUGCUCCCCCGAUUACUGCGCCCUGGCGGUGUCGGUCGACCGGCGCACGCACGGCUACACGGUGGCCGUCGCCAAGUGCAAGCAGGUGCCGCAGGACUACUACCAGUGGGACUUCUCCAUCCACAUCUACGAGUCGGCCACCAGCUCCUGGGUCACCCUCUUCACCCAAGUCCUCGCCGGCUGGAGGAGCGGCGAUGAGUGCGUCAUCUGCAAUGGAGUCCUCUACCUGCUAAUCUACUCCACCAGCGUCCUCCGCAACGUGGAGUCGCGCCAUUGCUUGGUGAUGUACGACCUGGCCCCGCGGCCCUCCUCUUCCGGGACGUCUCUGAUGCAAAUGGCUAUCCCCGCGCCCUGCUCUCUGACCUGCGGCCGAUUGAUGAAUCUCGGCGACAGAUUGGUCAUGGUCGGCGGGAUAGGGAAGCAUGACCGACCGGGGAUCAUCAAAGGGAUCGGGAUUUGGGAGCUGGAGAAGAAGGAAUGGUGGGAGGUGGCUCGGAUGCCGCACAAAUUCUUCCAAGGCUUCGGCGAAUUCGACGACGUCUUCGCCAGCAGCGGCGCCGACGACCUAGUCUACAUACAGAGCUUCGGUUCUCCGGCGCUGCUGACCUUCGACAUGAGCCAGAAGCUGUGGAAGUGGUCGGUGAAGAGCCCGGUGACCAAACGUUUCCCCCUCCAACUCUUCACCGGCUUCUGCUUCGAGCCCAGGCUCGAGGUGGCUUCCUGAUCUCUCUUCCUGCGCUCCUUCCUCUGCCUUUUGCUUUACAACUCAACAAAGAUGCCAAUUCUGUUGUCUACUCUAGUUUUGGCCACGCACCCUACUUUGUUUUGAGAGUUGAGAGUCCAUGAUUUAGUUAUAUCAUCCACGCACAAUUCUGUUUGAUC
Zingiber officinale is the source of this 1994-nucleotide messenger RNA. RefSeq names its product F-box/kelch-repeat protein At3g61590-like. Gene Ontology annotation, molecular function: protein binding. The coding region runs from base 604 to 1836 and encodes 410 amino acids. NCBI's taxonomy places the organism in Eukaryota, Viridiplantae, Streptophyta, Magnoliopsida, Zingiberales, Zingiberaceae. The transcript has 2 exons. The record is from RefSeq and is a predicted model, not a curated record.